This is a messenger RNA of Adelges cooleyi (spruce gall adelgid), 2697 nucleotides long. RefSeq names its product NGFI-A-binding protein homolog (gene nab). The record is from RefSeq and is a predicted model, not a curated record. Gene Ontology annotation, molecular function: transcription factor binding; transcription coregulator activity. Gene Ontology annotation, cellular component: nucleus. Gene Ontology annotation, biological process: negative regulation of DNA-templated transcription. Bases 466 to 2223 code for a protein of 585 amino acids. NCBI's taxonomy places the organism in Eukaryota, Metazoa, Arthropoda, Insecta, Hemiptera, Adelgidae. The transcript is spliced from 13 exons.
GUUCAACCAUGCGCCCUCCUUUCCCGCUCGUUCCCCGUUCUUCCCGGUUCGUCUUAAACGACCGGCCGUACGCGUCUCGUCGAGAUUCUGGCCGUUAGAUGGCGGCACAUGCGGCAGCGGCGGUGGAGACCUUACCGAGACGGCCGUGACCGCGCUUCCGAGUUUUCCCCCUAGAAGGGAGUCGCCAUGCGGCAAUCGUGACGGUGGCAUUACCAUCGCAAGGCAAACGCCCGAUAUUCGCAAAUAAUAAUAAUUUAUAGCAGUUUAAGAUUUGAUUUGAAUUUUUUAUAUUUUUUUUAUAUUUACUAAUUUUGGUUCGCUUUUCGUUUUAGUAAUGUGACGUGUUUUAGAUUGUCUUACGGAGCAAAACAGUGUACAAUAUUUUGUGUUAUUGUUUAUAUAUUAUAAUAAAAUUGAAUUUCCGCGCUUACCGUUUUAUUGUUAGGGCGCUUUUGUAAUUUUUAUAUGGAAGCCAACGACAGCAGUGAAGUUCGGUCUACCGGUACCCCGCCUUCCAACGGUGGUAACAACUGUUGCGGCACGUCCGUUGCGGUCAGGACGUCCGAACCGUCGCCUUCCGGUUCGAAAAUCCUUAGCAAGAACUCGAACGGCACGAUGAUCAUGACGUCCAACCCCAGCAACGAAGCCGAAUUGCAGCUGUACAGAGUGAUGCAAAGAGCUAGUCUCUUGGCUUAUUAUGACACGCUAUUGGAAAUGGGAGGCGAUGACUUGCAGCAACUCUGCGACGCCGGCGAAGAGGAAUUCCUGGAGAUAAUGGCGUUGGUCGGCAUGGCUUCCAAACCGCUGCACGUCAGGAGGCUGCAAAAAGCGCUGCACGAGUGGGUCAGCAAUCCAGCCAUGUUCCAGACUCCUCUGGCGUCUCCUAUCACCGCCGCUACUUCCACAGUAGCCCUGCCACCUAAUCCCAUCCGGCCGUACCUUAGCGCAUGUCCCAACCCUCUUAUACAAACGUCCAUUCAUCACGGAUACUAUACGCCGUUAGGAUACGGUUACCAACCACCCACGUCGCCGUCGCCCGUGCCCAGUUCGACCAACCAACUACCACAGGCAGCUCAAACGAGCGAGGCGACUACUUCGGCCGGACACCAUUACGGGGACAGCAACAGUCCUGGCCAAAGCCCGGGAUCUCCCCUGCAGCUUACCCCAUCCCUGGACGAAUCGCAGAUUACCAGGCUGGCCACGUCGGCUAGACACCUAGUCCAGAGGUUACCUCAGUACCAACCCAAAAUGCAAACGGCCAAAAGGAAAACGAACAAGGAGCUCGAGAACGUCAUGAAUAUGCCCGAGGAAGAUCCUAGGCGCAUCGAGUCCAUCAGAAAGUAUUCGGCCAUCUACGGGCGAUUCGACUGCAAGAGGAAACCCGAAAAACCUCUGACCCUUCACGAGGUAUCCGUUAACGAGGCGGCCGCACAGAUAUGCAAGUUAGUGCCGGUGCUGUUGACCAGACGCGACGAGCUGUUCCCCUUAGCCAGACAGGUGGUCCGCGAUUCUGGAUAUCAUUACUCCAAGGGACAUUCCAAGUCGAGCGUGCAAAGCUUCAGGGCGAUGAGUUCGAACGGCGACUGUUACGGAUCGAAAAGGCAACGGCUGGACGACCACGACGAGCUGCAGAAGAUCCGACGACAAGAACGUCUGGAACAGAUAGCGGACGAGCUGUUGGCGGUAAACGCGCACCGGGACGAGUUGAACCAGAAGCCCAAGGAAGACCCGGCCGUGCAACACCAGCUGGAAGCCCUCAAAAACCGGCAGGCGCAACUGUUAGUUGAACAAAACGACCUGCAGCAGAACAAGUCUUCGAGGAGAGACAGCGCGGGCGGCAGGAAUUCCACUGGCGGGUUCGACACGGACGACACAGAUUCCCAGUUAUCGUACAGCAACGCAAGUUCUCCUCUGCAGGACGUCGGCGACUCCAGGGACUCGAUGGCCAGGAGUGUGGACUUCAACAACGACGGCAAGACAUCCUCGCUGAACACAACCGGUAAUCAGAGUAAUUUGUCUUGCACUCACGAUUCUGACGGAGGCGAGCCAGACGAGUUGAACGAUAGUCCUCGUAGGAAUUUGGUGGAACAUUUUUUAAAUGAUAAGAUCCAAAUCAUAUCGUCGAGCGGAGGCAAUAUUAUUGCGGUGACCAAUCCGGCGUUGCUCACGUCUGGGACUACACCACUCAAGCUGGAGCCCAUGUCACCUGAACACAACGGUUAACAUUGUUGACGACUACUGCAUAAAUGCUAUAGAUGUUCUGUUGAACAACCUCGUUUAAACUUAACAUGUUUUUCAACAAAAUAUUUUUAUGUUCCUAGUAAACAAUGAACUUGUUUACGAUAUCCAGUCCAAUAUAAGCAAGUUUAAUAUGUAAUGUUAUGAUCUUAUAUUUAUUUUUUUCUUUGUAUAAUUUUACACUGAAUAUCUAAGAAAAGUAUAUUUGUGUCUCUUAGUUGAACUGCUUUGAUUUUUUCAUGGUGCUACUUUCAUUAUUGUUAAUAUUAUUUUUAUCAAGCCUUACAGUUGCUUGUAAAUAGUUACUAUUCAAUGGCCAAUGUAUGCUUAUUAUCACAUUUUGUAUUUUACUCUUAUUUAUAAUGAUAAAUCCAACUUUCUAAAACGGAAAUGUUGUAAAUUAAUUAAAUUAAAAUAAUAUUGUUGAUCACUUUCCAUGAUGUGUUAUUUUUGGACUUG